Microthlaspi erraticum is the source of this 240-nucleotide messenger RNA. Lineage: Eukaryota; Viridiplantae; Streptophyta; Magnoliopsida; Brassicales; Brassicaceae. The record is from the annotation of a GenBank genome assembly.
AUGAAGCUCUCAUACACAACAAUCAAUCGAAAUGUUGAGCAGACUGACACGAACUCACCUAUUCAGCUGUUAGAGGAGCUCGCAGAUGAAGACGAGUCGACGAGAGGCGGAGACGACGGAAGUGGAGAAGGAAGGACGACGAUUGACGAUCGAAUUAGGGAUUUUAGGGCUCGUAAAAGGGUCCGUCGAGAAACAUGGGCGGUGAGAUUGAGAUCGGAGACCUUUUUGACCACCGGAUAG